AUGCUGAGAUACAUCCAGCCUGAAGGGGAUGAAGUGAGCUUGGAUUUCCUCACUAAAAGCACCGAAGCCAGCGAUUACCUGCACGACCUGAAACUCGCCAAGUUGAGUCCGGCCACGAUCCUCAACUACAUAAAGAACAUGAUCCGGUUUGUGCAGUAUGCGAAGACCUUUCUUCACGUUGCUGCGAAGGAUCCAGACUUCCACAGGAAGUGCCAGACCUACAUCGACUACCUCUGCGUCCUGAGAAAGUCGGUGGCCAAGGAAAACAGUAGGGCCAUAUGUCAAACCAGGUAUAAGUACUACGUUGGUGGGCAGAAGAGCAUCAAGGAGUGUCAGAAGGUACUGACUGUUGCAAAGAAGGAGACACUCAAUACCAUGGAACUCCUAAAUCGCUUCAUUUCACCGAGUGAGGAUGCAGUAACACAUUUGCGUUAUUACUGUGAGGCCAUAAUGAUCUUGGGGCACUUCCAGAGACCGGGAGCAGUGGAAGGAAUGACAGUAAGUAUCUUUCCCCUUAAAACAAGGCUCAGCCAGAAUCUAGCAGCAGAGUGGUUGGACAGGAAGAAUUCUGAUGGCAGAGUCUGCAUUGGUGUCAGCAGGCACAAGACGGCCACGAUGCAAAUAGCCACAUUUGCCCUGACUGGGGAGGAGGAGGAGGCGGUAAGUUCUCUAACAGGCUGA
Mugil cephalus (flathead mullet) is the source of this 681-nucleotide messenger RNA. RefSeq lists its product as uncharacterized. The transcript has 3 exons. The record is from RefSeq and is a predicted model, not a curated record. NCBI's taxonomy places the organism in Eukaryota, Metazoa, Chordata, Actinopteri, Mugiliformes, Mugilidae. The coding region runs from base 1 to 681 and encodes 226 amino acids.